UCUAAAUAAGGAUUUGUAUUUUUCUUUGCAAAAAAUCAAUUAUAUCAAUAGGAAAUAUACAGGAUUUUAUAUAAUAAUUUUAAUGACUUUAUCUUAUUCUCGUAAUCGGUCAAAGCGCAAAACAAGAUGACGUGGGACGUAACACUUGAUUUCGAGUACGUGGUGACAAAGAAGGCUCCGCCAAGGAUCGCCUUCGGAACAGGGCUAGAUCGAGAGGUUCUACCUACAAAAGGCCCAGCAAUGAGCCCAUUUAUGCGAAGGCUGCUGGGAGAAACAAGGGACAGCUUGGGACCAGGCAGCCAUGAUCCAAAUCGUGACGCGUUUUACGAUCUUACGCAUAGGAUUUACAGCAAGUACGGCGUUGGCGCUAAAUCAUCACGUUGGAAGACAAUAAGAGAAUACCAACCACCUCCACAAAAACCACCGAAAAUGAAACCAAUGAAGAAAAACUGCGCUGCUUUCAACUCCACCUCCAAGAGGAAGGGCCUGUUCACAUCGACAGCCUACCCAGCAGCCUGCGAUUACGCUCCGGAACACAAAAAGAGAGAAAUGAAAUUCGCAUACAGUUUUUCCGGACCUAAAGUUUUACGAUGCGCAGUUCAGAUAAAAUGCGUGCCUUACAACUUAGAUGCCUGUGGGUAUUGCGGAUGCUCGUGUUCGGCCCAAGGAGACUACUGGCAAUACGAGGACCGAAUUUUUUUAUGUAGACAACAUUAUAAUGAGCUAUUCACGAAUUGCCUAGCUAAAUUCCAGGGCGUUAGAUUGGCAGAGUUCAAGUCCGUGAGAGAUUGUUUCUUUGCUCACGCCCACAACAGUUGUAAGGCAGCUUUGAAAAUAAUGACGAUUGAAGAAAUCACAAAGAAGCUGCGAAAGGAAGCCUACCUUGAUCUUUACUUUCCACAAAGAAGAUUUUGUAACAAUUAAUCGUAAUUUUUCAUAAUAUAUAUUUUUCUUAUAAAUUAUAUUAAUGACUUGUUAAUAAAAUUAACAUAGGUAGCUGCAAUGUCGAAAUAAUAAAUGAUCAAGCAUGACUUGAUAAAAAGUUCAUAAUUACAUAUACAAACGCUUUGUUACUAUUUUACCGAUAAAUCUGUACUCAUGCCAACUUUGUUCUUAUCUAUUUAACAAA
Messenger RNA from Amyelois transitella, 1129 nucleotides. RefSeq lists its product as uncharacterized. Gene Ontology annotation, cellular component: ciliary basal body. The record is from RefSeq and is a predicted model, not a curated record. Lineage: Eukaryota; Metazoa; Arthropoda; Insecta; Lepidoptera; Pyralidae. Gene Ontology annotation, biological process: regulation of cell projection organization. Bases 127 to 924 code for a protein of 265 amino acids. Gene Ontology annotation, molecular function: cytoskeletal protein binding. The transcript is spliced from 7 exons.